CAAUUCCAACAACAUGAGGCACGUUCUUGCAUUCCCAGGUUUUGACGGUAUACUCCACAUGAGUAACGCGGAGGUCAAGGAUCCUUCCCGCAAAGUUCUACAAAGCAUGGUUUGGGGAGUUGUUAUCAAUGCUGUUUUAGCUAUCGCGUUCACUACCUGCCUCUUAUUCACGAUCGGCGACUUGGAUGCGGUCCUAGCCACGUCCUACGGAUACCCCAUCAUCGAGAUCAUGUACCAGGCGACAAGACCGAAGGCCGGGGCUACCGCUCUAAUUAUGCUUUACAUGGUUGCGGGCGGUAUCUCCUUGUUCAGUUGCCUCGUCUCGGUUUCUCGGUUGACUUGGGCUUUUGCGCGCGACAGAGGACUUCCCUUCUCUACUACCCUGGCCUAUGUCCACCUUACUCUCCUAAUCCUCCUCAACUCGCUUUGGCUCGUCUCCGGCCUCAUCGUGCUCCUCCAGUUCAUCAUUAUCGGCUCAACCUCCGCCUUCUUCGCGGUCUUAUCCCUCGUGACAAUAUCGCUAUACUUCUCCCAAAUCUUCCCCAUCCUCUUCCUCGUGCUGAGGAAGCUGAGGGGCGCGCAUCCGGCCUACGGUCCCUGGCAUCUGGGCAGGUGGGGUCUUCCCAUCAACCUGGUUGCGCUCGCCUACGCCACAUACAUCACGAUCUUCUUGCCCUUUCCGCCUUUUCUGCCUGUCAUGCCUGCCAAUAUGAACUACGCGGGCUCGGUUCUGGGUUUUUUUCUUUUGCUUGCUCUGGAAGACUGGUUUGUUAGUGGUCACAGCCGGUUUCGGCUUGCUAAGACGGAGGCUGAGUCUGCGUACCCUGAGGAUUAA
This is a messenger RNA of Coniosporium apollinis CBS 100218, 835 nucleotides long. RefSeq lists its product as uncharacterized. The record is from RefSeq and is a predicted model, not a curated record. The annotation marks the transcript as partial. Lineage: Eukaryota; Fungi; Ascomycota; Dothideomycetes. The transcript has 4 exons. Gene Ontology annotation, molecular function: transmembrane transporter activity. Gene Ontology annotation, cellular component: membrane. Gene Ontology annotation, biological process: transmembrane transport.